This is a messenger RNA of Camelina sativa (false flax), 734 nucleotides long. The record is from RefSeq and is a predicted model, not a curated record. NCBI's taxonomy places the organism in Eukaryota, Viridiplantae, Streptophyta, Magnoliopsida, Brassicales, Brassicaceae.
UUCACGCACUUGGAGAUCUGGUCGGAAUCAAAAAGCACUUCCGCCGGAAACAUAGUGUCCACAAGCAAUGGGUUUGCGAGAGAUGCUCCAAAGGCUAUGCUGUUCAAUCCGACUACAAAGCCCAUCUCAAGACUUGCGGCUCACGCGGUCACUCUUGCGACUGCGGCCGAGUUUUCUCCAGGGUUGAGAGUUUCAUAGAGCACCAAGAUACUUGCACCAUUCGGCAUUCUCCACCCACUAACCACCGUCCUCUACAGCAGCACACGGACGGCACUGUGGCACCAUCAAGAACCACUUCGACCACAAGCUUUGGCCCAUUAUUGCAUGGUCUUCCUCUAUUAAGGCCACCACCACCGUCCUAUCAACAUUCACAAGCUUUGGCAUACCCUUUCAAUGCUUUAUCAGCAGCUCCUUUUGAAAGCCUCGAACUUCAACUAUCAAUAGGAAUGGCAAGAACAUCAGCACAAGCGAAGAGCACCGAAAAGGGAGAGACGAGUUUAACAAAGGAGAGACCGAACGAGGAGGCAAGAAUGGCGGAUAAAAUGAGACAAGAAGCGAAGAGGCAGAUAGAAAUUGCCGAAACGGAUUUUGAGAAGGCUAAGAGAAUAAGGAAAGAAGCAAAGGCCGAGCUUGAGAAGGCUCAAAUUGUUAGAGAAGAAGCAAUCAAGAGGAUUAAUGCAACAAUGAUGGAGAUAACUUGCCACUCUUGCAAGCAUCUGUUUCAGCUGAUAUAG